Messenger RNA from Rhinolophus ferrumequinum (greater horseshoe bat), 4819 nucleotides. It is a transcript of the gene ACP3, whose product is annotated as acid phosphatase 3. Gene Ontology annotation, molecular function: acid phosphatase activity. Gene Ontology annotation, cellular component: lysosome; plasma membrane. The record is from RefSeq and is a predicted model, not a curated record. NCBI's taxonomy places the organism in Eukaryota, Metazoa, Chordata, Mammalia, Chiroptera, Rhinolophidae. The transcript is spliced from 11 exons. Gene Ontology annotation, biological process: dephosphorylation; lysosome organization. The coding region runs from base 71 to 1327 and encodes 418 amino acids.
CUUCCCCUCAAUAACUUCUGCAUGGGAAGCAGCACCUCCUAAACUCCUGUCUGAAACAGCUUGUCCCAGCAUGAGAGCUGUCCCUCUCCCGGUGGCCAGGACAGCAAGCCUUCAGUUUAGCUUCUUGCUCCUGCUUUCCUUCUGGCUGGACCGAGGUGUGGUAGCUAAGGAGCUGAAGUUCGUGACAUUGGUGUUCAGGCAUGGAGACCGAAGUCCUAUUGAAACCUUUCCUAACGACCCCUUUAAGGAAUCCUCGUGGCCACAGGGAUUUGGCCAACUCACUCAGUUGGGCAUGGAGCAGCAUUAUGAACUUGGACAGUAUAUAAAGAAAAGAUAUGAAAAAUUCUUGAAUGAGUCUUAUAAACAUCAACAGGUGUAUGUUCGGAGCACAGAUGUUGACCGGACUUUGAUGAGUGCUAUGACAAACCUUGCAGCCCUGUUUCCCCCGGAGGGUACCAGUGUCUGGAACCCCAGCAUCCUCUGGCAGCCCAUCCCGGUGCACACCGUCCCUCUUUCUGAAGAUCGGUUGCUAUACCUGCCUUUCAAGAAUUGUUCCCGUUAUGAAGAACUUCUGAGUGAGACUUUGAAAUCGGAGGAAUUCCAGAAGAGGCUGGAGCCUUAUAAGGAUUUUAUAGAAACGUUACCAAAACUUUCCGGAUACCAUGGCAAGGAACUUUUCGAAAUUUGGAGUAACAUCUACGACCCUUUAUUUUGUGAGAGUGUUCACAAUUUCACUUUACCCUCCUGGGCCACCGAGGACACCAUCAUUAAGUUGAGAGAAUUAUCAGAAUUGUCCCUCCUGGCCCUCUAUGGAAUUCACAAGCAGAAAGAGAAAGCUAGACUGCAGGGGGGUGUCCUGGUCAGUGAAAUCCUCAAUCACAUGGAGAGAGCGACUCAGCCAUGGAACCACAGAAAACUUGUCAUGUAUUCUGCUCAUGACACUACUGUGAGUGGCCUACAGAUGGCGCUAGACGUUUACAAUGGAAUCCUUCCUCCCUAUGCUUCCUGCCACAUAAUGGAAUUGUACCUUGAGAAGGGGAAGUACUUCGUAGAGAUGUAUUAUCGGAAUGAGACUCAGCACGAGCCAUAUCCCCUCACACUGCCAGGCUGCACCCCCAGCUGUCCUCUGAUGAAGUUUACUGAGCUGGUUGCCUCUGUGAUUCCGCAAGACUGGCCCACGGAGUGUAUGAUCACUAACAGCCACCAAGUUCUAAGGAUCCUCCUUGCCAUUGCCUUUUGCCUGGUGUCUGGUGUCCUAAUGGUGCUGCUAUUUACUCUCAUCCGCCAUGGGCCCUGCUGGCGGAACAACUCUUAUGGGACCAUCUGAACAGACAUCUGAAGAAGGGCAGAUAUGCCAGGCCAACCUCUUGUGAUGUAACAUCUCUCAAUGACACAGAAUUCAAAGGACACUUUCACCGUGUGGGCAUCACCCUGCCCACACCCUUCCUUCUGAAGCUGUCUAGAGCAGGAACUCACAGUGACCCAGGGACAGCUCCUGGACUGAUGGAUGAAUGAACACCCAGGUUGCUCAGUUAGGUCUCCUUGUCAUAGUGUAGGCUUCUCAUUAGCCUAGAAAGAAGCUCUCUGCAAAGGACAGUUGUAUCGUCUGGCACAGGUGUCCAGAGAGAAAGGAGAAGUCACACUCCAACCAGCCUUUUGCCUGCAAAGAGCAAAAGGUUACAGGUGUGACAAAGACAUAGAUUAAAGAAGACUGGAUAAUGGAGGGAAAUUAGACUAGAAGUAGUAUUAUAUAGGAUGAGUCUUAAGAAAUAAGACCCAAUCAGAAGGUUUAAUAAAUCUUUUCUUCAGCUAUUAAGUAGGUUAAUACAUAUACACACUCCUGAAAAGAAGCUCCUAUCCAAUGUUUGAUAUCUAACAGAUUUCUGUGGGUCUUUUUACUAACACACAUAUGUCUAUAUUGAAACUAUAUGUCUAUAUUGAAAAUGCCUUAGAAAGAGGUAUUUAAUUCUCAGAAACUGUAAUAUCAACUACUUUAGUUUUAGCUCAGGUCAUUUCCCCCACAAUUUCUGUAAUAGGGAAUAACCAGAAAAUCCAUGUAACUACCCAUGGUUCUUUUUUUUUUUAACUUCAACUAUCAGAGCUCGAUAUUUUUAAAGUUCCAAUUUUUAGUUUCAUUUUAAAAUUAAGAGAUUUUACUUUGACACGGCCUCUUCAUGGUCAUGGAUGAAAUGAUAAUGUAUUUUAAUUGCUACAAAUAGAUCUGAACUUCUCAAGUGGUGAGGUAGAUAGACAAGCACACUGAAGGAUGAUGACCCACUGCCUCAGUUCUGUGCUGGCUUUAGGCCAAGUUGGAACAAAUUUUUUUAAAUCUUAAACCUUGGUGUCAUAAUCUAAAAAUGAAGAGUCUGGACUAGAUGAACAUAGAAAUCAUAUUUAGUUCUCGUGGUCUGUGAACAAUUUUUUUUUUUCCCAAGCAAGCACUUCCAUGACUGGUACCAUUGUAGUGAGCCUGGUAUUUAUUCUAAGGAAUUUUAUUCUGCGCUGAGCUUCCAACCAUCUAGUUGGUAUGAAAUUCAAUCUCAUUCAUUGGUAGUGUUCUUCACCUCCUCAGGUUCUACUAAAGGUCCCAGAAUGUACCUUUGAGAAAGAGUCAGAUAUGGGUCCACUAGGCCGCUGUCCACACUGGUCUCCAAUCAGCUUACUAUCCAUUCCCACGUGGUAUUCUGAAGGUAGGCAGAGGACAUCCGUGCCAUGGUUCCCAAGGCCACACACUUGAAGUUCACCAACCUACACUUGAAGUCCAGCCCCCUACUUGGGGUGAUACCUGUAAGCAGUGCUGGGAUCUUUGACCAGCACAGAAAACCCCCCAGAACCUCACUCCAUCUCUUAGUUUCAGGAAUCUUCCUCUCUCCUUAGAUCCCACAGCUUCCACUUGUAAAACUUCAAGCACUUACCUCAAACAUCCUCACUUUCCACAUAAUUCUCAUUGAGCCAAGGCUAUUGCAAACAAAAGCCUGAAGAGGAGUUGUCGUCUCUUGCCUAGCAAUUGCUGCUUUCUGCUGGAACACAAGAGGCAUACAGGCAAAGAAAUGCAAUAUCUGACUACAUUGCCAGUUGGGGAGAAGGAAAAACAUCUAUAGCAGCAAGAACAGUAGACAAAUUUUGGUUUCCAUAAACAGCCAACCAUAUAAGUUUAAGGAAGCCACAAUAUCUUAUGCUAAUAAGUGACGAGACUUCAAAAUACAAGUAUGAACGGAACCACAUGUCAUGGAUUUUCUCACUCAUUCAACAAACAUUUAUGGAAGACCCACUAUUUGCUAACUCCUGGUCUGGAUGCUGAAUUGCCCAUCCCUAAUGUGAUUAUUAAGGUAUUUGGCCCCAAAAACAAUCUCUCAUGGGGUUGAUAGAAUGUAAAAGUAAAAGCUUUCACAACCUUUUCCUCAUAUCAUCUUUUAUUACUGUAAGUGGCUAAAAGGAUGUCUACUUCCUGUUGGUUCUGAGAGAUUUCUUUAACAUCUCCCAUUUCUCUUCCUUCUACCACCUUUUGAUUAUUGUAAAGGCAGUUCUCACUCCCAAAUUAGUUGUUUCUUUUACCUUCCACAGAGCUACUCUGUUGAUAAAUGAUGUAAUUGUUUUGGCAGUAUUCAUGGCAGUAUUCACAUGUGACAAAUGAAAAUUCUCGAGUGACAAAUGAUCUAUAGUGAUAAAGCAGAGAGAACAAAUGUACUGUAACAUUUCUCAGGAAAUAAGUUAAUCAUCCAACUUCAAUAGGAGAGCAUGAAAAUAAAUUCUCCACUAAUAAAAGUGACUUUUUCAGAUGGGUCAGAAAAGAUCUGUCCAGUUGACAUGAUGAGAAAUAUUGUUAGAAAGAAAAUUGCUAGGGUUAGGAUAAGCUUUGCUCUGAAAUGCAUUCCCCACAACUGAACCAUUAGAGAGGACUUUGAACAUAAUUAGAAUAAUGCAAUAAUUACCACAUCAAUGUAGGGACAUUCCCUACCAUAGAAAAUAUCAGCAACGGAAAGUUCAGUAGGAAAGUUCAAAGGAAGAGUUAUAACUAGAAUGUUCCCAGCUAGAGUGGCAUUGCAUAAAGAAAGUAUUAAGAGAAUGUGAUGAUAAAAAGAAUAAUUUGUAGCAUUAGAAGAGUACAGGCAUUAGAGGUAAACAUUUUACUGGAAGUCGUUCAACCAAAAAACCGGUUUUUUAUGUUAGAACUGGCAUUUCUUCUUCCGGUCCUGUUACCUAGCCUCCCACCUUUCUGUUUUCUAUCUUGUUCUAAUACCGUUGGAAUUGAUUCUUUCUUGGUAAGUGAAAUUCAAAAUAUUAGUUUUCUGUUUUAAAACCCUCUUUACGGAAACCCCAUUUGAGCAAUAAUGGAUGUGUGUGACAUUUGGUGCUUUAUACCAGAGCUGUCUAAUAGAAAUAUAAUACAAGCCACAAAUGAGAGCCACAUAUGGAAUUUUAAAUUUUCUAAUAGCCACAUUUUAAAAAGGUAAAAAUAAGGGAUGAAAUUAAUUCUAAUAAUAAAAUGUAUUUAACUCAUUGCAUCCAAAACAUCACUUCAACAUAUAAUCACUAGUUUUAAAAUUAGUAAUGAGCUAUCUUACAGUUUUUCUCACACUUAUUAUUUGAAAUCUGAUGUGUAUUUUACCCUCACAGCACAUCUCAAUUCGGACUCGGCACACGUCUAGUCUUAAUAGCCACAUGUGGCUAGUGGUUACCAUAUUGGACAAUUCUGCUGUAGACCAUUAGAUGACACUCUUUUGAAGCAAAGAGAAUGUAUUCUUUGUUAUAACUUGUAAAAUCCACUUGCAGGUUACUGUGAAGAAAUAAAAGUCAUAUUUUUUAUGUCUACCUCUUA